GGAGAGCCGCCAUUGCUGGAGCGUCUGUGCGUGGCGGGGAGCGGCGGUGGCGGAGCUCGGAGGCGGCCCCGGCCAUCGCAGGUCUAAGAUUCAGAAUGGAUAAUGAAGCCUCUGUGUCCAUCAGGAAAGGCCUCCUCUGGAUCCAGAGCCACCCUGAAUGUUCCCAAGGGCUCCAGUGUGGAUUUUUCAUUCCCAAGGCGUGGCCAGAUGGAGGAAGAGGAAAAGCCCCAGAGAUCGGACACGAAGGGGGCCUGCAAACCCAGCCCAGGGAAGGAGGAAAGACCCUCCCAAUCCCAUGAAGGUGGCCAGAGAUCCAGCCAGAGCUCAGAGCUGGUGGAGAAGCCUCAGGGCGAGGAGAAGCCCCACAAGUGCUUGGAAUGUGGGAAGGGCUUCAGCCGGACUUCCCAUCUGAGGGAACACAAGAACAUUCACGCGGGGGAACGGCCCUAUGAGUGUGGGGAAUGUGGGAAAGGCUUCAGCCAGAGCUCCCACCUGAGCCAGCACCAGAAGAUCCACACUGGGGAGAAGCCCUAUGAGUGUGGAGAAUGUGGGAAGGGCUUUGUACGGAGCUCCCAGUUGAGGGAACACCAGAGGAUCCACACUGGAGAAAAGCCCUACCAGUGUGGGAAAUGUGGGAAGAGCUUCAGCUGGAGCUCCAGCCUGAUCCAGCACCAGGUGAUCCAUACUGGGAAACAAGCCUAUGAGUGCUUGGAAUGUGGAAAGAGCUUUGGGUGGAGCUCUGCCCUGAGAAACCACCAGCUCAUCCACUCUGGGGAGAAGGCCUACGAGUGUCCGGAGUGUGGGAAGAGGUUCUCCAGGAGCUCUAACUUGACCCAACACCUACGGAGGCACCGCUCUGGGGAGAAGCCCCACAAGUGCUUGGAAUGUGGAAAGGGCUUCAGGUACAGCUCCCAUCUCAGGGAACACCAGGUGAUCCACACUGGGGAAAAGCCCUACGAGUGUGGGGAAUGUGGGAAGGGCUACAGCCGAAGCUCCAACCUCAUCAGUCACAGCAAGAUCCACACUGGGGAAAUGCCCUACACCUGCUUGGAAUGUGGGAAGAGCUUCAGGCGGAACUCCAGUCUGAGGGAACACCAGAUGCUCCACACAGGCGAGAGGCCCUACGAGUGUCCCCAGUGUGGGAAGAGGUUUCGGAGGUCCUCCCGUCUCCUCCUGCAUCAGCGGAUUCACACAGAGGAGAGGCCCUUCUGCUGCCCUGACUGCGGGAAGGGCUUCAAGCACAACUCCACUGUCCUCCUGAACUGGUGCCUCCACAAUGGGGAGAGGCCCUAUGAGUGCCCCAAGUGCAGGAAGAGCUUCGUUCGCUGCUCCAACUCCAUCCCCCAUGGGAGGAUCAGUGUUGGAUGAUCCCCACUCAAGUGCUUGGAAUGUGGGAAGAGCUUCAGUUACAUCUCCAACCUGAUCCAGCACCAGAGGAUCCACACUGGGGAAAAGCCCUUCAAGUGCUUGGAAUGUGGGAAGAGCUUCAGUUACAUCUCCAACCUGAUCCAGCACCAGAGGAUCCACACUGGGGAAAAGCCCUACGAGUGUGGGCAAUGUGGGAAGAGCUUCAGCUUUUGUAGCACUUUGAAGAAACAUCAAAAUCCUCAUGGUAGGGAGAAACGCUACAAGUGCUUGGAAUGUGGAAAGGCUUUCAGCCACAGCUCCAGCCUGAUCCGGCACCAGGUGAUCCACACUGGGGAAAAGCCGUACGGGUGUGGGCAGUGUGGGAGGAGCUUCAGUGACAGCUCCAACCUGGUCCGGCACCAGCGGGUCCACACUGGGGAAAAGCCCUACGAGUGUGUGGAAUGUGGGAAGAGCUUCAGCAGUAGCUCUAACCUGAUACAACAUCAGGGGAUCCACACCGGGGAGCGGCCCUAUGACUGUGGGGAAUGUGGGAGGAGCUUCAGAAGCAUCUUUAUCUUGAUGCAACAUCAGAGGAUCCACACUGGGGAAAAGCCCUAUGAGUGUGUGGAAUGUGGGAAAAGCUUCAGCCAGAGUUCCAGCCUGAUCAGUCAUCAGGUGAUCCAUACAGGGGAACGGCCCUACACUUGCUUGGAAUGUGGGAAGAGCUUUGGGUGGAGCUCUGAACUGAGAAAACAUCAGCUCAUCCACACUGGGGAGAGGCCCUAUGAGUGUCCUGAGUGUGGGAAGAGGUUUAAGACCAGCUCCAAUCUCCUCCUACAUGAGCGGAUUCACACAGAGGAGAGGCCCUUCCACUGCCCCGACUGCGGGAAGGGCUUCAAGCACAACUCCAACCUCACCGUCCACCGGCGCAUCCACACUGGGGAGAGGCCCUAUGAGUGUCCCCAGUGUGGGAAGAGCUUCUCAGACAGCUCUCACUUGACCCGACACCAACGGAGGCACCACUAAGGGAAGCCCUGCGAGUGCCCCGAGUGUGGGAAGAGCUUCUCCCGGCAAUCCAGCCUGGUGGUCCAUGAGCAGCUUCACACCGGGGAGAAGCCCUACAGGUGCUUGGAAUGUGGGAAGAGCUUCAGCCACACCUCCCACCUCUUCAUCCGCCAUCAACCACACACAGGGAACAGUCGCAAGUGUGGGGAAUGUGGGAAGAGCUUCAGCCUGAGUUCUGUCCUAGUCCAGCACCAGAAGAUCCACUCGGAACGGCCCUACAAGUGCUUCAGGUGUGGCAAGAGCUUCUGCCAUACAUCCAGCCUCAUCGACCACCAGAAGACCCACAGUGAGGAACAGCCCUACGAGUGUCCUGAGUGUGGGAAGGGGUUUUGGACCAGGUCAGAUCUCCUCAUGCAUCAGAAAACACACACGGAGGAGAGGCCCUUCCUCUGCCCUGACUACAGGAAGGGUUUCAAACGUAACUCCACCCUCAUCGUCCACUGGCACGUCCAUACUGGGGAGAGGCUCUAUGAGUGUCCCGAGUAUAAGAAGAGCUUCCAUCAGAGCUUUGCCUUAACUUCACACAAAUGGACCUACCUGUAAGGGAAGCCCUGUGAAUGUCCUGAGUGAAGGAGGAGCUUUGUGCACUGCUCCAACUCCAUCUCCCAUGGGAGGAUCUGCAUUGGAUGAUCCCCAGUGACUUCGGUUGGGCAGACACCUGAUGAGCCCCGUUCCAGGUGAUUCCCCUUGAAAAGACACCUGGCUGGUGAUCUCUACAUCCUCCUGGUUCCUCAGUAGGUACCUGGAUGAAGGCAGAGGCAGAAACCUCCAUUGAGAGUGCGUAUGACAUCAGGAAUUCAUUGGGAGGAGUGGAUUUGUUGACUUACAACCCUAAGAGUCUCAGCUCUUCCAUCCAAUGCAUUCUUCCUUUGGCAUCAAGCAAUGUUGGAUGGUCUUGGAGGUUUUUUCCUAUUGCUGUGUAAAAAAUGCUUGUGGUGGGAGACUUCUCCAGGGUCAAACUGUUCAGGUAUAAGCAAUUUAUUAUAUGGGUGAA
Molecule: messenger RNA, 3406 nt
Organism: Pseudopodoces humilis (Tibetan ground-tit)
Lineage: Eukaryota; Metazoa; Chordata; Aves; Passeriformes; Paridae
Source: RefSeq, a predicted model, not a curated record